Molecule: messenger RNA, 235 nt
Organism: Drosophila rhopaloa
Lineage: Eukaryota; Metazoa; Arthropoda; Insecta; Diptera; Drosophilidae
Exons: 1
Coding region: 7-174 (55 amino acids)
Source: RefSeq, a predicted model, not a curated record
UUUGAAAUGUGGCUGCUAACACUUGGUUUCACGAUGCAGCUCCUGCUGCUCAUUUCGCUGCUUUUGCUGCUGCCGCUGCCCGGAUUUUCCAGCGGAGUAAGGGAGCCCAAUAGAUACGAUAGAUACGAAGGAAACCCCGCUCUAAACCGCCCACGGAAUCUGGAGCGAAACUAAUGUGCAUAUCUGUGCUAAACGUUUUCUCAGAAAUACAAUAAACUAUCGAAUCGACGGGGCA